GGUACCAAUUAAAAAAAAAGUUGCCAUUAGAGCUAGCGUGGUGGGUGCUGUGGUCCUUGUCGGGUUCCACCAUGGCAUACAGGGGCCAGACCCAGAAAGUGCAGAAGGUGAUGGUGCAGCCCAUCAACCUCAUCUUCAGAUACUUGCAGAAUAGUUCCCGGAUUCAGGUGUGGCUAUACGAGCAAGUGAAUAUGCACAUAGAGGGCUGUAUUAUUGGUUUUGAUGAGUACAUGAACCUUGUAUUAGACGAUGCAGAAGAAAUUCAUUCUAAAACCAAGUCAAGAAAACAACUGGGUUGGAUCAUGCUGAAAGGAGAUAAUAUUACUCUGCUGCAAAGUGUCUCCAACUAGAAAUGAUCAGUGAAUUAAGACAGCAGUGAGAACCAAUAGCAGGCAAUUAAGAUAAAUGUCAAUUACAGUAUUACC
This is a messenger RNA of Cavia porcellus (domestic guinea pig), 425 nucleotides long. RefSeq names its product small nuclear ribonucleoprotein E-like. The record is from RefSeq and is a predicted model, not a curated record. Gene Ontology annotation, cellular component: U1 snRNP; U2 snRNP; U4/U6 x U5 tri-snRNP complex. The transcript has a single exon. Gene Ontology annotation, molecular function: RNA binding. Gene Ontology annotation, biological process: mRNA splicing, via spliceosome; spliceosomal snRNP assembly. The coding region runs from base 72 to 350 and encodes 92 amino acids. NCBI's taxonomy places the organism in Eukaryota, Metazoa, Chordata, Mammalia, Rodentia, Caviidae.